ACUCUCAAUCACAGCCCUCUCUUUCUCCACCUUCCAUCUCAGCAGCGGUUGACAUUCGAUUCAUUCCUUUAUCCGUUGUGUCGCCGGACUUCUCACUGCCUCAUCGGCUUCCCUUCUCUCCAUCCAAAGUCUUGCACGCGGCCAAGUCUUACUUUACUUCGUCUAUCGUUCUCUGCCGGUGAAACUCAGUCACGCUGGGUUGUAGGCUGCUGACUCAGGACACUUGAUCUCGCGGAAAUGGCAGAAGACGGCUCCGCAGUCGCUGCAGCAAACGAUGCAGACGAAGAUGAUGACUAUGAUCCCUCGGCCUUCAGCUUCGACGAACGCGCCGGCAAUGCGACAACCACCCAAUCUUCUCCAAAACCAAAGACCAUCGGCGGCUUCAUUGUUGACGACGAUGAAGACGAUGACGAGGAAGAGAAUGACGAGGUCACACAACGGCCGCCUUCACAGCUGAACAGCACGACGGGCGAGCAAGCAGGGCUGGGCGCUGCGACUGAUGCAGAAGCUGCGGUGCAGGAUGUACCCAUAGCUAGUGAACCUCAAGACUCAGCUGCUGUUCCAUCCGCACACUCUGCUCGUCCAAACGGUCAUACCCCUGUCCCUGUUUCCACUUCCGCCGCACCUGCCCCUCCAGUCUCUGACCCAGCUUCCACUCUUUCACUUCCGAAACCUCUCACCCCAGUUUCCGAUCAGGGUAAGCAAGCACCCACUCCGACACCAGCCGCUCCGAGUGCGACUGCAACACCACAGCCUCCAAAUCCAUCUCCUGCGGUGCCUGCGCCGGCCAAGACCAAUAUCCAAAUCCCACAGCCAUCCACCAACCAGCGACUACCACAUGACAAAGUCGGCCAGCUCGAGGAUCGCAUCAAGGAGGACCCGAAAGGCGACACCGAAGCCUGGCGCAGUCUCAUUGCACACUAUCGAGAGAAGGGGCAACUGGACAAUGCGCGCAAAAUCUACUCCCGGUUCUUUGAAGUCUUUCCUUCGGCGGCUUCAAUGUGGGUAGAGUACGCGCAAUUGGAGCUGGAAUACGACCAAUUUCGCAACCUCGAACAAAUCUUCAGCCUGUCGCUUCUCCAACUCCCCAAUGUCGACAUGUGGACGGUCUACCUCGACUACCUACGUCGCAUCCAUCCUCUGCAGCAAGACACCGACGGGAGCAAGCGGAACAUCAUCACUUCAGCCUUUGACCUUUUGCUCGAAAACGUCGGCAUCGAUCCGGACUCUGGAAAGCUGUGGCGCGAAUAUGUCGAAUUUGUGAAGUCCGGCCCCGGCACAAUUGGCGGCACAGGGUGGCAAGACCUCCAGAAAGUCGACCUUCUACGAAAAGCGUACCAAAAAGCUAUUAAGCUUCCGCACUCGGAGCUAUCGAAACUAUGGAAAGAAUACGACAACUUCGAACUGAGCCUCAACAAGGCCACCGGGCGCAAAUAUUUGCAGGAGAACUCCCCGAGCUAUAUGACCGCUCGCUCAGCCAAGACGGUAUUGGACCAGAAGAUAGAUGGGUUGGACCGGAAAUCCCUUCCCACCCUGCCACCGAUCUACGGAUGUGUCGGUGACGAUGCAUUUGCUGCCCAGCUGGACCGAUGGAGAGAUUGGAUUGCGUGGGAGAAGGAGGAUCCGAUCAUGUUCAAGGAAGAUGACAUUGCCGUCUACCGAAAACGGAUUGUCUACGCAUACAAACAAGCCACGAUGCAGCUGCGAUUCUACCCGGAUCUUUGGUUCGAUGCGGCGACGUGGUGUUUCGAGGAAGGGAUCGAGGACAUGAUCACCGAGGGCGAAGCAUUCCUGCAGAAGGGCAUCGAAGCGAAUCCGGAAUCUGUGCUGUUGGCACUCAUGAAGGCGGAUCGGGUGGAGAGCAGUCUGGAAGCUGGCAGCUCGGACGAAAUUGCCAUUCGUAAUGGUGAGAAGCUAGACCCAGUCUUUGAGGGCGUCAUCAAGCCUCUCUACGCCCUGCAUAAGAAGACUGUGGAGCGGAUCCAGAAAGGCGUCGCGCAGAUUCAGGAGCGGUACGCCGCUAUGACUCCAGAAGAGGAGCCCGAAGAUGCAAACGCAGACGAUGAUGACAACAAAAGCGACGCAUCUUCGACCGUCAAACCGAAGACGCGUACGGAGAAGCUGAACGACGAGCUGGACGCAUAUCGCUCGCGGAUGGCCGAGUACACCGAUCAGCUCCGAAAUACGAUAUCCUACAUGUGGAUCGCAAAGAUGCGAGCCUUCCGUCGCAUCCAGGGCCAAGGCCAACCCGGCAAAGCGAAGAAGGGCCUCCGCGGCGUGUUCGGCGAAGCGCGACCGCAAGGCCAACUCACGAGCGCCGUGUAUAUUGCAUCGGCGCAGAUGGAGUGGGCCUGCUACCGCGACCCCUCGGCCGCGCGGAUCUUCGAGCGCGGCUACAAACUCUUUCCUCUCGACGAGGUCUUCACGCUCGAGUACAUCAAGCACCUCUUUGCCAAUAACGACGCCGUCAACGCCAACGCCACCUUCAACACCUUCCUGUCGAAGGUCAAGAACUCGGAUAAAUUCUCGCUCGAGCAGCGGCGCGCCAAGUGCCGCCCCAUCCUGGAAUCCAUGCACGAGUACCAGAGCAAUUUCGGCGAUUGGAACCAAAUCCACCGGAUCGAGAGGGAGAUGGCAGAGUUGUAUCCGGAAGAGUCUGACGUCGCCCGCUUCGGCGCCAGGAAUGCCCUGCCGAAUUUUGAUGCCAUGCGCCUGCAGCUGCUCAUUUCCCCGUCUCAGGCGCUGCCCAAGCCGACCGCCGAUAUGGGAGGGACAGCCGUCACGACCCAACACCCAUACCCGAGCAUCGAAUACCCCCGCAGUCCCCCCGAAGGCAUCAGCAACAACAUCAUCCGCCUCGGCCCGAACGGACCGUACGUCGCAAGCCCCAAGCGCGCACUGGAAGACGUCUCGGACAGCGAAGCACCGCAGCGCAAAUUCCAGCGCGGCGAGUCGCCUUUCAAAGCAGGCCAUCACAGCAACAACAGCGGAGGAGGUGGUAGCGGGGGAGCGGGUUUUAUGACGAAAACAUACGUCCCUCCACACCAGCAGGCGUCUUUCCCUCCGCUUGGUCCGGCGCCGCUGCCGAGCCAGUUGCAUUACUUGCUCAGCGUGUUGCCGAGUGCGGCGCAUUAUCAUGCUACGCCUUUCGAUCCGCACAAGAUGGUGGAGUUUUUGCGGGGGGUGAAUUUGGGGCGGGCGAGGAUCUAGUGGAUCUGAGACUGGCUCCGGCGACCUGACUCCGAAGACUCGUUAGUGUGGUGGCUGACCGAGGUGUUUGUCGAAUGUUGCAUAGCGUUGGCGCUGCUCGCGUUAGGAGAGCGGGAGUGCGAAAAUUGCUAGAGAUUAGUUCGAGCAAUGGAAAAGAUUUACAUGAA
This is a messenger RNA of Neohortaea acidophila, 3377 nucleotides long. RefSeq lists its product as uncharacterized. Gene Ontology annotation, cellular component: nucleus. Bases 238 to 3210 code for a protein of 990 amino acids. Gene Ontology annotation, molecular function: mRNA binding; protein binding. Gene Ontology annotation, biological process: mRNA 3'-end processing. The transcript has 3 exons. NCBI's taxonomy places the organism in Eukaryota, Fungi, Ascomycota, Dothideomycetes, Mycosphaerellales, Teratosphaeriaceae. The record is from RefSeq and is a predicted model, not a curated record.